CCAAAAACAAAAACAAAAACGGAAACAAAUCCCACAGCAUAAGCAACAAUAAGCGAAGCCAAAGUGAAAACGAUAAACCACCAACCUACCAGGAAAUCAACCACAAAACUAAACCAAAACCAAAUCCAACCCAACGCAAACAGCAACAGCAACAGAAUGUCCGACAAAGGCAGCAGCAGCAGCAGCAACAACGACGCCAAUGGGGCAGCUGCACUUCCUGGAAGCAGCAACCAGGCAGCAGCAGGAGCUGCAGCACCACCGCCGCAAUAUAUCAUAACCACACCCAGCGAGGUGGACGCCGAUGAGGUGCGUUCUAUGGCUGGAGACUUGGAGCUCAGCUCGCCCGGCGAUGACAGCGUCUUUGGCUCAACCAUAACCGAGCAGCAGCAGCAACAGCUGCGACUGACGCAAAAGUACAGCCAAACAUCGAGCAGCAGCAGCACCACCAGCAGCAGCAGCAAGCUGGCCACACGCUCCUAUUCGGUGACCAGCAGCAGCAGCAGCAGCGGCGCUGCCGCUGUCAUGCUCGAGCAGCAGCAGCAGCAUCAACAGUUGCAACUGCAGCAGCAGCAGCUGCACAGUCAGCAGAAAAUUAUGUCAAGCAGCACUCGCAGCCAGAGCCUCCAAUCGAGCAGCGCCAUUGUGGGCGAGCAGAGCGGCCAUAUGCUAAGCACGGCAACUGCUUUGGCCUCGCAGCUCAAAGCGCAGUCGUCCACCUCGAUCAUCACCAGCGAGCAACGCAGCAGCACCACCAGCAGCAGCAGCACCACUCGCUAUGUGAGCAGCUCUCAGACUGGCACCAAAUCGAAGUUUCAGAGCUUCUUGCAACAGCCGGAGGCGCAUGGCUUCCUCACCGCCCAUCAGAAGCAUGUGCGUCAAUUUGUGCGCUCCACCUCGGCACAUUCGGAGGCUGCGGCCAGCACCACACCGGUGAGCGGUGCCAGGCCAGAGAAAUGCAUACGCAGCGCCUCCACCCAAAUCGAUGAUGCCUCGACAGUCAGCGCCGAUGGCACCGUGGGCAGCGACUCUAGCGGCGGCGGCAUGCAGUUGUCCAUUUCAAAGCUCGGACUGCAGCAAUCCUCUUCGAUUCUCAUCUCCAAGUCGGCCGAGACCAUUGAGAUGAAGAGCAGCAGCAGCUCCUCCACCGCCGGCAUGCGUACACAGCUAACGCUUAGCGGUGGCUUCUUGGCUCCACCCAAUCGUAAGAUAACCAUACUCAGUCCCAUACACGCUCCGCCGGGACUGCAUGACAUGCUCAAGCGUCAAGGACGUUCGCCACUCUCGCCGCGCAUCAGUUUCCCGGGCAGUGAGGUGGAUCUCUUUGGCUUCGAUGUAGAAAAUGGCCAGGGCGCCCGAUCACCGCUUGAGGGCGGUUCACCCAGCGCUGGUUUGGUGCUACAGAAUUUACCGCAACGUCGUGAGUCCUUUUUAUAUCGCUCCGAUUCGGACUUUGAGAUGUCACCCAAGUCCAUGUCCAGAAACUCAAGCAUCGCUAGCGAAAGGUUUAAAGACCAGGAGGCCUCUAUACUCAUUGACAGAUCCCAUGGCGAGGAUCUCAUUGUAACGCCGUUUGCCCAAAUUUUAGCCAGCUUACGUUCAGUGCGCAACAAUUUACUAAGUCUGACAAAUGUACCAGCAUCAAAUAAAUCCAGGCGACCAGCGCAAUCUUCAUCCGGACGAUCUGGCAACGCCAGCGGAGUGCAGCUCGCACAGGGAGAUGAGGCCUACACUCGCCUGGCCACCGACACCAUUGAGGAGCUCGACUGGUGCCUAGAUCAAUUGGAGACCAUACAAACCCAUCGCAGCGUCUCCGACAUGGCGUCGCUCAAGUUCAAGCGCAUGCUUAACAAGGAGCUAUCCCACUUUAGCGAGUCUAGCCGAUCGGGCAAUCAAAUAUCCGAAUACAUAUGUUCAACAUUUUUGGACAAACAGCAAGAGUUCGAUUUACCAUCGCUGCGUGUGGAGGAGAAUACAGAGCAUGCAGCUUUGCCGCCCAAUCAGCAAUAUCCGCGUAGUCGAUCCCCACGCGGUCCGCCGAUGUCACAGAUAAGCGGAGUGAAGCGCCCUCUAUCGCACACAAACAGUUUUACCGGCGAACGUUUGCCGACAUUUGGCGUAGAGACGCCCAAGGAGAACGAGCUCGGCACACAGCUGGGCGAGCUGGACACCUGGGGCAUUGAGAUAUUCAAAAUUGGCGAACUAAGCGUCAAUCGUCCGUUAACCUGUGUGGCAUACACCAUAUUUCAGAGUAGAGAAUUACUGACCAGUCUUAUGAUACCACCGAAAACUUUUCUUAACUUUAUGACUACUCUGGAGGACCACUACGUCAAAGACAAUCCCUUUCACAAUUCGCUGCAUGCCGCUGAUGUGACACAGAGCACCAAUGUGCUGCUCAAUACACCUGCGCUCGAGGGUGUCUUUACGCCUCUUGAGGUGGGCGGCGCUCUAUUCGCUGCUUGUAUACACGAUGUUGAUCAUCCGGGUCUAACCAAUCAGUUUUUGGUUAAUUCAAGUUCCGAACUAGCAUUAAUGUAUAAUGACGAAUCUGUUUUGGAAAAUCAUCACUUAGCGGUUGCCUUUAAAUUAUUGCAAAAUGUUGGUUGCGACAUUUUCUGCAAUAUGCAAAAGAAACAACGCCAGACAUUGAGAAAGAUGGUCAUUGAUAUUGUUCUCUCGACGGACAUGUCCAAGCACAUGAGUCUGCUCGCCGAUCUAAAGACAAUGGUGGAGACCAAGAAGGUCGCUGGCUCGGGCGUGCUGCUGCUCGAUAACUACACAGAUCGCAUACAGGUGCUUGAGAAUUUAGUUCACUGCGCCGAUCUGAGCAAUCCCACCAAACCGCUGCCACUUUACAAGCGCUGGGUGGCGCUACUCAUGGAGGAAUUCUUUCUACAGGGCGACAAGGAGCGAGAGUCGGGCAUGGAUAUUAGCCCAAUGUGCGAUCGUCAUAAUGCGACAAUUGAGAAGUCCCAGGUGGGCUUUAUCGAUUACAUUGUGCAUCCGUUGUGGGAAACUUGGGCCGAUUUGGUGCAUCCCGAUGCACAGGAUAUACUUGAUACGCUUGAAGAGAACAGAGACUACUAUCAGAGCAUGAUACCGCCAUCGCCGCCGCCAUCGGCCGCCGACGAUAUGCCGCAGGACGAGAAGAUACGAUUCCAGGUCACGCUGGAGGAGUCCGAUCAGGAGAAUUUGGCCGAGCUAGAGGAAUGCGAUGAGAGCGAGAGUCGAGGCGAUCCCGGCUCAAGCAACACCACUGACGACAACACGGCUGGUGGCCAGGGAGGCGGUGCCAAGCCGUCAGGGAGUCAAAAUCAACCACCACACGGUGGAAUGUGACGGAGAAUCGUGGGAAUUUAUCGCAAAAUUUCGGAAAAGGCGCACAGCUUCUUCCUAAUACGUUAGUGACUACAAUUUAAACAACUAUAACAACAAAACCUAAAAGAAAAACAUCCCCAAAAAAAAACCAAAAAAAAAAAAUUUUAAAAAAUCAAAAAAAAAAAAAUUAAAUGUUUACAAAAAGGAAAAUACCAAACACCAAUAGCUAAAUGUACCGUCUAACUUAUAAAGCAAACGAAAGCGAGCGAGAGAGGAAACACACACAACACAAAAUAUAAAAAUAAAAAUAAAAACUUUACUCAAUGGAAAAUGAGAUUGAUGUGGUUGAUACACUGAAAUAUACAAAAAAAAACACAAACAACAUAUAUAUAUAGAAAAAAACAAAACGUAUAAAAACAUAAUUAAGCUUAAAGUCAUAUAUAUAUAUAUACAUAUAUAUAAUAUUAAUUCAAAAGUCAAAAACCAAACCCAAAGCUCCCAAGACAAGACAAAAAGCGAUGCAGCCAGUUGGCCGGAAAGUUAUGAAAAUGCAAAAGAAAAUCUCCCCAGGCUGGUUGCAUAUGCAGGCAAAAACGAUUUGUUAACUUUCUCUAUACUGUAUACAUAUAUAUAUAAU
Drosophila busckii is the source of this 3952-nucleotide messenger RNA. RefSeq names its product cAMP-specific 3',5'-cyclic phosphodiesterase (gene dnc). The transcript has 12 exons. Gene Ontology annotation, molecular function: 3',5'-cyclic-AMP phosphodiesterase activity. NCBI's taxonomy places the organism in Eukaryota, Metazoa, Arthropoda, Insecta, Diptera, Drosophilidae. Gene Ontology annotation, biological process: signal transduction. The record is from RefSeq and is a predicted model, not a curated record. Gene Ontology annotation, cellular component: nucleus; perinuclear region of cytoplasm; cytosol. Bases 157 to 3336 code for a protein of 1059 amino acids.